UCAGAGGAAAUAAAACAUUGAUGGUUCCUCCUCAUCAUCCAGUGGAUGCUGAGGUAGCUGUGUGCACAGCUUUUUUUUGGCAAUAACACUUGUUCUUUUCAAGGAGGAGGGGACCUAUCAGCCGCCAAGAUGUCAAGCAAAAGGGCCAAGGGGAAGAACACCAAGAAGCGUCCUCAGCGCGCCACCUCCAAUGUUUUUGCCAUGUUUGAUCAGUCUCAAAUCCAGGAGUUCAAGGAGGCAUUCAACAUGAUCGACCAAAACAGGGAUGGUUUUAUUGACAAAGAAGACCUUCAUGACAUGCUGGCCUCAUUAGGUAAGAACCCCACAGAUGAGUACCUGGAGGCAAUGAUGAAUGAAGCCCCAGGCCCGAUCAACUUUACUAUGUUCCUGACCAUGUUUGGAGAAAAGCUGAACGGCACAGAUCCUGAAGAUGUGAUCCGUAACGCUUUUGCCUGUUUUGACGAGGAGGGAACAGGUAUGAUCCAGGAGGAGUACCUGCGGGAGCUGCUCACCACGAUGGGUGACAGGUUUACAGAUGAAGAAGUGGACGAGCUCUUCCGUGAGGCCCCCAUUGACAAGAAAGGCAACUUUAACUAUGUAGCAUUCACACGCAUCCUAAAGCACGGCGCAAAGGACAAGGACGAUUAGUUACAGAAGCAUCACUGGACGAGGGUUACGAGUUUAUGUGUAUCUUUAAUGGGUUUCCACUAAAGUUAAAAUCGCUACACUCUGUCAUUUGGCUCAUGAUGAGAAAGCUUCACUGUGGUAUAGCCAACAAAAGGUUAUUUGUUUAUGCUGCUUAUUGGACCAUAUCUCUGGAUCCCUUCUCCAACCCUACUAUCAAAGCUCAUUUGCACAUCUGUGAUAACACCACUAAGGGUCUGUAUAAGCUAGUAGAGAUGUAUGAAAAGACCCUCAUGGAUAAAGCUGGAAAUAAACUGGAACAAGGUUUGUGUUACUGUGA
Thunnus maccoyii (southern bluefin tuna) is the source of this 964-nucleotide messenger RNA. RefSeq names its product myosin, light chain 12, genome duplicate 2 (gene myl12.2). The record is from RefSeq and is a predicted model, not a curated record. The coding region runs from base 130 to 648 and encodes 172 amino acids. Gene Ontology annotation, cellular component: cytoplasm. The transcript is spliced from 4 exons. Gene Ontology annotation, molecular function: calcium ion binding. Lineage: Eukaryota; Metazoa; Chordata; Actinopteri; Scombriformes; Scombridae.